Molecule: messenger RNA, 842 nt
Organism: Branchiostoma floridae (Florida lancelet)
Lineage: Eukaryota; Metazoa; Chordata; Leptocardii; Amphioxiformes; Branchiostomatidae
Product: small integral membrane protein 14-like
Exons: 5
Coding region: 209-523 (104 amino acids)
Cellular component (GO): endoplasmic reticulum
Source: RefSeq, a predicted model, not a curated record
UAAAACGUUGGUCCUCUAAGGGGUCUUGGUUUCUGGCCCACAUCCGGGCACUUUAGCUAAGUUGACGUGUCCUUUUGUAGUGAACCGGUCCGAGAUAUCUCCUGAAACCCCCGCAAAAAGCUGGAUUAAGUACGUUAAACAGGACAGUUCGGUCCAAACAUUCCUGCGGUUUUCAAGUAGUUUGGGAGUUGCUCAGCACCAGUCAAAGAUGGCGGAGGGCGGAUGGGACCCGUGCGAGUGUGUGUGGAACCACUUCCACGCCAUGGACCGACUUCUGGAACUGUUGAGAAAUUCUCAGCAAUACUGCACUGACAAUGAGUGUGUCCAAGAUCCACCUGGUCCUAACGGGACCCCUGAGGGCGAUGCAGGGCUGACCUUGACCAUGAUGAUGAUAGCGUGGGUGGUCAUCGCUCUGGUGCUGUACCUCCUCAGGCCACAGAGUAUGAGGGGACAGGGCGACCAGAAACCCAGCGCUGCCCACGAUGAAAGCGGUCCAGAGCCCCCUUCCCCACCUGUAGACUGAACAGCACACCAAACCGUACCAGGAGCAAAGAGAUAAUCUUCAGGCAGAUUUACCAGUGGUUUAAGAUAGUAUCAAAGCUAUGUAAAGGUGGGGUCACACAUGCGUAUAUAUUUAAGUCUGUUUGAGGUGCGUACAACGCUAUUCCAGGCUCCACAGGUCGCGGGAAAAAUAGCACAAAUUGAACAAAUAUAGAUACAUAACAUGCCAGAUGAGUUAGCUGACCGAGAAUUAUGGUUAGCGACCCAGCUAACUCGUCUGACAUGUUACCUGUUUACGUUUGUCCAAUUUCUAUUAUUUUUCCAACGACCUGUGGGGCCUG